Messenger RNA from Monodelphis domestica (gray short-tailed opossum), 1151 nucleotides. It is a transcript of the gene TSPAN1, whose product is annotated as tetraspanin 1. Lineage: Eukaryota; Metazoa; Chordata; Mammalia; Didelphimorphia; Didelphidae. The record is from RefSeq and is a predicted model, not a curated record. Gene Ontology annotation, cellular component: plasma membrane.
CUGGGCGCGGGGUUGCUCAGGUGAACCGCCGCGGCCCAGAGAUCGGUUCCUCUGCACCUCUGCGCCCUGCCCCUGGAGGCGUUGGUCCGACCCCCAGCCCCGGUGCCCUUGCCUGUUCCUGCUCUAGCUGCAGCCCCCCGGGGGCCCUGACCAGGAGCCAAGAUGAGCUGUUUUAGCUUCCUGAAGGUCAUCAUGAUCAUCUUCAACUUUCUCAUCUUCCUCUGCGGCGCCGCCCUGCUGGGAGUGGGAAUCUGGGUGUCUGUGGACGGCCCCUCCUUCCUGAAGAUCUUCGGCCCCGUGUCGGCCAGCGCCAUGCAGUUUGUCAACGUGGGAUACUUCCUGAUCGCGGCGGGCUGUGCCCUGCUGGUGCUCGGCUUCCUGGGAUGCUACGGGGCCCAGAAGGAGAGUAAAUGCCUGCUGUUGACGUUCUUCUCCAUCCUCCUGAUAAUAUUCAUCGCCGAGAUAGCUGCCGCGGUGGUGGCCCUGGUCUACACCACCAUGGCCGAGAACCUGCUCGGGACGCUGGUUGUGCCUGUGAUCAAGAAGGACUACGGCAAACAAUCAGACAUCACCCAGAUAUGGAACAGCACCAUGGACGGGCUCAAUUGCUGCGGCUUCAACAACUACACGGACUUUGAGGGCUCCCCGUUCUACCAGACGGACCAUCUCUUCCCCACCCCCUGCUGUGGCAAUUACACAACCCCUUGCACGGCAGAGCAGGCCUCCAAAGCCUCUGUCCGGGGCUGCUUUGAUCAGCUCUUGAAGGACAUUCGCACCAACGCGGAGGUCGUGGGUGGCGUGGCGGCCGGCUUCGGGGCCUUCGAGCUGGCCGCCAUGGUGGUGGCCAUGUACCUCUACUGCAAGCUGGACAAGGCCUGAGCGGACAGCGUGGGAGGGGCAGGUGGACCCGCCGGUGAUUGGCGGGUGAUGGGAUGGACACGCGGAUCCAAGCUUUGAACGGGGCUGAGCCGGCCCUGGGCCCCGGCCAUCUCCCCCUCCCCCUCUAUCCUUCCGUUUGGGGAGGGGCCCGGGGCCGCCAUGAAGGCUCUGGGGAGUCGCCGCCCUCUAGGCCUGGGGUGUGGGGAGGGGCUGCCGGAGGAGAUCCGCAAACUUGGGGCUUUGGAUUGUACAAAAAUAAAGACUUUUUUCCA